This is a messenger RNA of Aureobasidium musti, 594 nucleotides long. The record is from the annotation of a GenBank genome assembly. Lineage: Eukaryota; Fungi; Ascomycota; Dothideomycetes; Dothideales; Saccotheciaceae.
AUGGUGGACGAUGAUGAUGAUGACGCCGAAGGUGAACCAGACGAGGAGGUCAAUGGUGCUGCUCACACGAUGGUCGAUGCCGGAGCCGUACCUACAAAGGGAGCCAUGUUCAAGCCUAUACAGCCUCUGUCGCCUCCAAACUCUACCUUGAGCGUUGCUAACAACAACAACGUCAACGGAACCAUCGAACAUCGUCAUCAAGAGCUUGCACCGCCCUCUACGGUAGCAAAUGACCCAUGGGCUCAGGGUGGUGUACCUUGGUAUCUUGAACUCUUCGACAUAGAUGGCACUACAGUACACGAGGAACGAUGGUCGGGCCGUGACGCCAUGUCGGAAGAACUCACCGAUCUGGACGAAGAGGAAGUGGCUGUUCUUUGCGACAAGCCUAGCGCUUCCGUCGAGGCAGACGACAAUGCCAAAAGUCGAACCAGAAGCUCGGCACGAAUCAAGCGCGCUGAAGAAAACAGCACCACUUCAAACGAAGAAGAGAAUGCUCCUGCAGAAGUACAACAGACUGAAGAGCAAAGAGCAGAGAGGGAGAGAAAGGACAAGGCCAAUGCGAGACGCAGAGCCCAAAGAAGGCGCAAGUGGUGA